UCUACAGUGUCCUCCCCUCCAUUCUCCUCGUCUUGUCAGUUACAGGGACAGUUUCAUCUAAAUGGGAUGCACAAGUCUGGAGACGUGGUUCUGGGUGGACUCUUUCGAAUCCACUUCUUUUCUGUGGUUCCUGACCUGUCUUUCACCUAUGAGCCACAACAGCCUUCUUGCUAUGGUUUUGAUGUUGUAGGAUUUAGGCGUGCCCAGACCAUGGCCUUUGCUAUUGAUGAGAUCAACAGAAACCCAAACCUGCUGCCUAAUGUGACUCUGGGAUACAGUUUGUAUGAUAACUGUGCAAAUGUUGGGAUUGGCUUCCGUGCAGCCCUGUCAUUAGCAAAUGGUCAAGAGGAGCAAACUAUAUUAGAUGAGAAAUGUUUAGGAAACCCUCCAGUCAUAGGGAUUGUUGGUGAAUCUUCUUCUACACGUUCUAUUGCCAUCUCCUCUGUGUUAGGUCUGUACAGAGUCCCUAUGGUGAGUUAUUCUUCCACAUGUUCCUGCCUGAGUGACCGGCAAAAGUAUCCAUCCUUCUACAGAACAAUCCCAAGUGAUGUUUUCCAGGUUCGUGCUAUGAUUCAGAUUCUAAAGCACUUUGAUUGGACUUGGGCAGGUCUGCUGAUCAGUGAUGAUGAUUAUGGACUCUAUGCUGCAAGGUCUUUACAGUCUGACCUGAGUCUCUCUGGUGACGGCUGUCUGGCUUACAUAGAGAUUUUACCCUGGUCCAAUGAUCUAACUGAGUUUAGGAGGAUUGCGGAUGUGAUGAAGAAAUCCACAGCUCGUGUUGUCAUUGUUUUUGCACAUGAGAGUCACAUGAUCAACCUCAUGAAAGAGAUCAUCAGACAGAAUGUAACAGGCCUCCAGUGGAUGGCCAGUGAAGCCUGGGCGGUUACUGCUGUUCUCCAGACCCCUCACUACAUGCCAUACCUGGGUGGGACACUGGGCAUUGCCAUCCGUCGAGGAGAAAUACCAGGGCUCAGGGACUUCUUGUUACAAACACGUCCUGAUCCACAUCAUAGUAGCUACGAAAAUAGCACGGUAAAUCUGUUUUGGGAAUUCACAUUUCAGUGUAGAUUUGCACCACCUCCAGCAGGUUGGGUGGAAGGUGGGGGGGCCCUGUGCACUGGACAGGAAGAUAUGGAGUUUGUGCACACAGAGUUCUUGGACAUUUCAGAGCUCAGACCAGAGUAUAAUGUGUACAAGGCUGUUUACGCUCUGGCCUAUGCUCUUCAUGAUAUGCUGCAGUGUGAACCUGGGAGGGGUCCUUUCAGUGGAAACAGCUGUGGAAAUUUGAAAGGGCUGGAGCCGUGGCAGCUUCUGUAUUACUUGAACAAGGUCAACUUCACCACAUCAUUUGGUGAUCAAGUGUCAUUUGAUGAGAAUGGUGAUGCCUUACCAAUAUAUGAUAUCCUAAAUUGGUUGUGGCUCCCUGAUGGAAGAACUGUAGUUCAAAAUGUUGGUGAAGUUAAAAAGUCAGCCUUCAAAGGUGAAGAAAUUACAAUCGAUGAAGAGAAAAUCUUCUGGAAUUUCAAAACCAAAAAGCCGCCCCGGUCACUUUGUAGUGAGAGCUGUCCUCCAGGUAUGCGUGUAAUGAGAAAGAAGGGGGAACCUGAGUGCUGUUUUGACUGCAUCCCUUGUUCUGAGGGAGAGAUCAGUAAUGAGACCAACUCUGUGGAGUGCAUCAGUUGUCCAGAGGACUUCUGGUCCAGCCCUCAGCAUGACCACUGUGUUCCUAAGAAAACAGAGUUCCUCUCCUACCAGGAACCUCUGGGUAUCUGCUUGGCAGUCACCUCAUUACUGGGAACAUUCAUCUGUGCUAUUGUUCUAGGGAUAUUUAUCUACCAUCGCAGUACCCCUAUAGUACGCGCCAACAAUUCUGAACUUAGUUUCCAGCUGUUGUUGUCUCUUAAGCUAUGUUUCUUGUGUUCACUGUUAUUCAUUGGACGCCCCAGAUUGUGGACAUGCCAACUGAGACAUGCAGCAUUUGGGAUCAGCUUUGUGCUUUGUGUCUCAUGCAUUCUGGUAAAAACCAUGGUGGUUCUGGCUGUGUUCAAGGCCUCUAAGCCAGGAGGUGAAAGCAGUCUUAAGUGGUUUGGUUUAAUGCAGCAGAGAGGAACAGUUCUGGUUCUUACGUCUAUUCAAGCAGCUAUCUGUGCUGCCUGGCUUGUUUCUUCCUCACCAGCUCCUCAUAAAAACACACAAUACCACAAUGAUAAGAUAGUUUAUGAGUGUGUAGUUGGGUCCACUGUUGGUUUUGCAGUGUUGUUGGGUUAUAUUGGCUUACUGGCCUUCCUCAGUUUUAUAAUUGCAUUUCUUUCAAGAAAUCUUCCAGACAGUUUCAAUGAGGCCAAACUCAUCACAUUCAGCAUGCUCAUCUUCUGUGCUGUGUGGGUGGCCUUUGUCCCAGCUUACAUCAGCUCACCAGGUAAAUAUGCUGAUGCACUGGAGGCAUUUGCCAUCCUGGCCUCCAGCUUUGGCCUCUUGGUAGCGCUGUUUGGACCCAAAUGUUACAUAAUCCUCCUGAGACCAGAGAGGAACACAAAGAAAGCUAUCAUGGGUCGAGGUACCACCAACUCAUGA
Mugil cephalus (flathead mullet) is the source of this 2574-nucleotide messenger RNA. Its product is annotated as extracellular calcium-sensing receptor-like. The transcript has 9 exons. Lineage: Eukaryota; Metazoa; Chordata; Actinopteri; Mugiliformes; Mugilidae. Gene Ontology annotation, biological process: G protein-coupled receptor signaling pathway. The coding region runs from base 67 to 2574 and encodes 835 amino acids. Gene Ontology annotation, cellular component: membrane. Gene Ontology annotation, molecular function: G protein-coupled receptor activity. The record is from RefSeq and is a predicted model, not a curated record.